AUCUUUUUGUUCAACUUUUUAUGGCUGUGUAUAUUUCAUAUCAUUUCAAUUCAAUUUUGAUUCAAGCUAACGUUCCAACGUAAUAAUUGUUUUUGUAAACGAAUUAUAAUUUAAAUUUUAAAAAUGCCUAAAAAUAAGAAAGCGGAUACAUCAGACAGUGAUUCAGGCCCAGAUGAUAGGUUACCGGCAAAAAAAUCAAAACCCGCGGGAAAAUCAUCAGCAAAAGAAAGUAAUUCUGAAGAAGAUUUAUCAUGGCCAAUUGAUAAAAGACGUUUUGUUAAAUUACGUGAAUUUAAUAGAAAAUGGAUGGUUGACAUUCGUGAAUACUAUGACGCUGAUGGCGAUUUAAAACCUGGUAAAAAAGGUAUCGCAUUAUCGAUACCUCAAUGGCAGAAAUUGAAAGAAAUUGUGGAUGAAGUGGACGAAGCUAUUAAGAAAAAUGUAUAAUAUUUUCUAGGUUUAAACGUUUUUAUUCUUAUAAUUUUUAAUUUUAUCCUAAUAAUUUUUAAUUUGGGUAUACCUUAAUUUGUAAUACCUAUGUGUUUGAAAGGUUUUUCUUUGUGAUUUAAAAAAUGUUAAUAAUAUUAUUCCCAGUUGUUAAUUAUUAAGCGUCAAGCCCAGUGUAAUUUUAUCGUAAUGUAACUAUUAUUGAUUAUUGA
Molecule: messenger RNA, 659 nt
Organism: Chrysoperla carnea
Lineage: Eukaryota; Metazoa; Arthropoda; Insecta; Neuroptera; Chrysopidae
Gene: Ssb-c31a
Product: RNA polymerase II transcriptional coactivator
Exons: 2
Coding region: 124-447 (107 amino acids)
Biological process (GO): positive regulation of transcription initiation by RNA polymerase II
Cellular component (GO): transcription regulator complex; nucleus
Molecular function (GO): DNA binding; transcription coactivator activity
Source: RefSeq, a predicted model, not a curated record